AUGAUAGUGGACCAGCAGAGCUCAGAGGUUCCCAAUGGUCAGUCUGCCCUGCAGCACCAAACAGACUUGGACUCCAUAUUUGUGCUGCUGGAGGACAACAUCAUCCCUUUUGUGAAGAAUGAGCUGAAGAAAAUUCAGAAGGUUCUGAGUCCAGAUUACCCAGAAUGCUUAGAGAUUCAGAUAGAAGAUGAGGAGCAGAGGAGGAGCAUAGAGGCAUUUGUGAAGAUCACAGUGGACUUUCUGAGGAGAAUAAAGCAGGAGGAGCUGGCUGACCGUCUGCAGAGCAAGAAUUUUCCAGCAGUGUGUCACCGUAACUUGAAAUCUAAGUUGAAGAAGAGGUUCCAGUGUGUGUUUGAGGGGAUCGCUAAAGCAGGAAACCCAACCCUUCUGAAUGAGAUCUACACAGAGCUCUACAUCACAGAGGGAGGGACUGCAGAGGUCAAUGAAGAACACGAGGUCAGACAGAUUGAAACAGUAUUCAGAAAACGAGACAGACCAGAAAAAACAAUCAGACAGAAAGACAUCUUUAAAGCAUCUCCUGGAAGAGAUCAUUCAAUCAGAACAGUGCUGACAAAGGGAGUGGCUGGCAUUGGGAAAACAGUCUUAACACAGAAAUACAUUCUCGACUGGGCUGAAGACAAAGCCAACCAGGACAUCCAGUUCAUAUUUCCAUUCACUUUCAGAGAGCUGAAUGUGCUGAAAGAGAGAAAGUUCAGCUUGGUGCAACUUGUUCAUCACUUCUUUACUGAAACCAAAGAAGCAGGAAUCUGCAGCUUUGAAGACUUCCAGGUCGUGUUCAUCUUUGAUGGUCUGGAUGAGUGUCGACUUCCUCUGGACUUCCACAAAACUACAAUCCUAACUGACCCCAGAGAGCCCACCUCAGUGGAUGUGCUGCUGAUAAACCUCAUCAGGGGGAAACUGCUUCCCUCUGCUCGUCUCUGGAUAACCACACGACCUGCAGCAGCCAAUCAGAUCCCUCCUGAAUGUGUUGGCAUGGUGACAGAGGUCAGAGGGUUUACUGAUCCACAGAAGGAGGAGUACAUCAGGAAGAGGUUCAGAGAUGAGGAGCAGGCCAGCAGAAUCCUUUCUCACAUCAAGACAUCACGAAGCCUCCACAUCAUGUGCCACAUCCCAGUCUUCUGCUGGAUCACUGCAACAGUUCUGGAGGAUGUGCUGAAAACCAGAAAGCGAGGACAGCUGCCCAAGACCCUGACUGAGAUGUACAUCAACUUCCUGGUGGUUCAGGCCAAAGUGAAGAGGGUCAAGUAUGAUGGAGGAGCUGAGACAGAUCCACACUGGAGUCCAGAGAGCAGGAAGAUGAUGGAUUCUCUGGGAAAACUGGCUUUUGAUCAGCUGCAGAAAGGAAACCUGAUCUUUUAUGAAUCAGACCUGACAGAGUGUGGCAUCGAUAUCAGAGCAGCCACAGUGUACUCAGGAGUGUUCACACAGAUCUUUAAAGAGGAGAGAGGACUGUACCAGGACAAGGUGUUCUGCUUCAUCCAUCUGAGUGUUCAGGAGUUUCUGGCUGCUCUUCAUGUCCAUCUGACCUUCAUCAACUCUGGAGUCAAUCUGCUGGAAGAGCAACAAACCACCUCCUGGUGGUCUAAAUUAUUUAAAAAACAAGAAUUGCAAAGGGAAGUAGAAUCUGGAGAGACAGAACCAAAACUAAAAUUUCUCCACCAGAGUGCUGUGAACAAGGCCUUACAGAGUCCAAAUGGACACCUGGACUUGUUCCUCCGCUUCCUCCUGGGUCUUUCCCUGCAGACCAAUCAGACUCUCCUACGAGGCCUGCUGACACAGACAGGAAGUAGCUCAGAAACCAAUCAAGGAACAGUUCAGCGCAUCAAGGAGAAGCUCAGUGAGAAUCUGUCUGCAGAGAAAAGCAUCAAUCUGUUCCACUGUCUGAAUGAACUGAAUGAUCAUUCUCUAGUGGAAGAGAUCCAACAGUCCCUGAGAUCAGGAAGUCUCUCCACAGAUAAAUUGUCUCCUGCUCAGUGGUCAGCUCUGGUUUUCAUCUUACUGUCAUCAGAAAAAGAUCUGGAUGUGUUUGACCUGAAGAAAUACUCUGCUUCAGAUGAGGCUCUUCUGAGGUUGCUGCCGGUGGUCAAAGCCUCCAACACAGCUGAACUGAGUCGCUGUAACCUCUCAGACAGAAGCUAUGAAACUAUUUCCUCACUUCUCAGCAUCCAGUUGUCAAGUCUAAGGCACCUUGAUAUGAGUAACAACGACUUGCAGGAAUCAGGAGUGAAACUUCUGUCUCUUGGGCUAAAGAGUCCACACUGCAAACUGGAAACUCUCAGUCUGUCAGGCUGUCUGGUCACAGAGGAAGGCUUUACGUCUCUGGCCUCAGCUCUGAGCUCCAACCCCUCCCAUCUGAGAGAGCUGGACCUGAGCUACAAUCAUCCAGGAGACUCAGGAAUGAAGCUGCUGUCGGCUGGACUGAAGGAUAUAGGCUGGAGACUGGACACGCUCAGGUAUGCAGAGAAUGUACAGAAACGUGAGCAGUUUGAUGAGUUUCACCACUGGCUCCCGGAGCUGCGUCUGGAUGACGGCCGCUUUCAGCGGUACUAUCGUCUUUCCCUCACCCAGUUUGAGGACCUGUUGUCCCGAGCUGGUCCAAGCAUCGCCCGCCUAGACACCAACUACAGGCACUCAAUCCCACCUACAGAGCACCUGUCCAUCUGCCUGAGUGUUUGCAAUGAUAGUAUGGCUGUGGUGUCAUAUCAGUGUAAGCACUCGGUGUUUGCUGAUAUCAGACUGUGGUAUGAGGCCCACUGCCUGGGUCAUGUAGCAGCCAACAACUCCUCCAGACAGCCUGUCCUGGUGAGGGCCCACAUCUCGGCCGAGGGAGCAGUGUCUUGGCAGCCAAAAGAAUAG
Molecule: messenger RNA, 2877 nt
Organism: Pelmatolapia mariae (spotted tilapia)
Lineage: Eukaryota; Metazoa; Chordata; Actinopteri; Cichliformes; Cichlidae
Product: protein NLRC3-like
Exons: 9
Coding region: 1-2877 (958 amino acids)
Biological process (GO): intracellular signal transduction
Molecular function (GO): protein binding
Source: RefSeq, a predicted model, not a curated record